This is a messenger RNA of Cygnus olor (mute swan), 2369 nucleotides long. RefSeq names its product dopamine beta-hydroxylase (gene DBH). Gene Ontology annotation, molecular function: dopamine beta-monooxygenase activity; copper ion binding. Bases 1 to 1899 code for a protein of 632 amino acids. The transcript is spliced from 12 exons. The record is from RefSeq and is a predicted model, not a curated record. Lineage: Eukaryota; Metazoa; Chordata; Aves; Anseriformes; Anatidae. Gene Ontology annotation, biological process: octopamine biosynthetic process; norepinephrine biosynthetic process; dopamine catabolic process. Gene Ontology annotation, cellular component: secretory granule membrane.
AUGGCAAAAGCCAGGAGGGCGGCUGCCGUCCUGCCCAGCAUGCAGACCUCCGGCAGCAAGCCGUGCCCCUGCCCCGGCUUCAAGCUGCGGGAGGUGGCGUCCGUGUACUUCACCAUGAUCGCCGUGUUCCUGGUCAUCCUGGUGGUCGCCCUGCAGGGCUCGGCGCCCCGCAGCACCUAUUUUCCCUACAAGGUGCCCCUCGAUCCCCAGGGGCUGCUCGAGCUCUCCUGGAACGUCAGCUACCCCGAGCAAGCGGUGUACUUCCAGAUCCUCAGCAGGGAACUCAAGUUCGGGCUCCUCUUCGGGAUGUCGGACCGGGGAGAGUUUGAGAAUGCGGACCUGGCCGUGCUCUGGAGCGACGGGCACAGCUCGUAUUUUGGGGAUGCCUGGAGCGAUGCCAAGGGGCACCUCCACAUGGACUCGCAGCAGGACUACCAGCUCCUGGGGGCUCAGAGCGCCGCCGAGGGGUUCUACAUCCUCUUCAGAAGAGCUUUCAGCACCUGUGACCCCAAGGACUACCUUAUAGAGGACGGCACCGUGCACCUCAUCUAUGGGAUCCUGGAGAAACCCGUCCGCUCCCUGCAAGCCAUCAACAUCUCUGCCAUCCACAGGGGGCUGCAGAGGGUGCAGCUGCUAAAGCCGAACAUCACCAUCCCCGAGCUGCCCAGCGACAUGAAGACCAUGGAGAUAACGGCCCCCGGUGUCGUUAUCCCCAGCCAGGAGACGACCUACUGGUGUUAUAUGGCAGAGCUGCCAGAUGGCUUCCCCAAGCACCACAUCAUCAUGUACGAGCCAGUGAUCACAGCGGGCAACGAAGCCCUGGUGCACCACAUGGAAGUCUUCCAGUGCGCCGCCGAGCUGGACAGCAUCCCGCGCUACAACGGGCCCUGCGACGCCAAGAUGAAGCCAGACCAGCUCAACUACUGCCGGCACGUGCUUGCCGCGUGGGCCAUGGGCGCACAGGCUUUCUACUAUCCCGAAGAAGCAGGGCUUGCCUUUGGCGGUCCGGGCUCCUCCAGAUAUCUGCGCCUUGAGAUUCACUAUCACAACCCCCUGGUGUUCAAAGGGCGCCGCGAUUCCUCGGGGAUCCGCCUCUACUACACGGGCAGCCUGCGCCGCUACGACGCCGGCAUCAUGGAGCUGGGCUUGGUCUACACGCCGGUGAUGGCCGUGCCCCCAGGCGAGACUGCCUUCGUCCUCACCGGGUACUGCACCGACAAGUGCACCCAGCGGGCGCUGCCUGCUGCCGGCAUCCGCAUCUUCGCCUCGCAGCUCCACACGCACCUGGCAGGCAGAAAAGUGGUGACGGUGCUGUCGCGGGACGGCAGGGAGCGGCAGGUGGUGAACGCCGACGGCCACUACAGCCCUCACUUCCAGGAGAUCCGCAUGCUGAAGGAGCUGGUUGCAGUUUUUCCGGGCGACGAACUCAUCACAGCCUGCACCUACAACACGGAGGACAGGAGCCAAGUGACCGUGGGCGGGUUUGGCAUCAUGGAGGAGAUGUGUGUGAACUACGUGCACUACUACCCCCAGACCCAGCUGGAGCUCUGCAAAAGCGCCGUGGAUCCGGGCUACCUGCACCGGUACUUCAGCCUCGUGAACAGGUUCAACGACGAGGAGGUCUGCACAUGCCCGCAGGUCUCGGUCCCACAGCAGUUUUCCUCCAUCCCCUGGAACACCUUCAACAGAGACGUGCUAAAAUCCCUCUAUGGCUUCGCCCCCAUCUCCAUGCACUGCAACAAAUCCUCGGCCAUCCGCUUCCCGGGCGAGUGGGAGAAGCAGCCGCUUCCCAGCAUCACCGAGACGCUGCGGGAGCCCGUCCCUCACUGCCCGCCCACCCCAGGGCCUCAUCCUGCUGCCUCCGUGCCCCUCAAGCUGGGUGAGAUCAAGAGGGUCUGAGCCGAUUCCUGGUCCCCCUCGGCGUGCCAGCACCGCGAUGGGAUGCGCCUCUGCACGGUGGUGACAUGGGUGGCCACAGGGAGCCUCGUCCCAUCGCUCCCCCCAUCCCUGCCCCGGCUCCUGCCUCCACCCGGGGGGGGGCGUUAAGGCUCAUCCCUAGCGGUUCAGAAAGUACUCUGGGGAUGGAAAGCGCUAUAUUUAGUGCGUUAUUAGCAAGCCCGGCUCUGAGUAAUGCUGCUUUCCGCCCCCAGAAUAAUAAUGGGGAGGUUUGCUAUUGUGCCAAACCCAGCACGGCCCCGGGGAGAAGGGGGGGGGAGAAGCCUUGCUUCCCCGCAGGGAAACUGAGGCACGGAGCAAAGAGCAGCGUGGGAGCAGCACACGAGCUUUCCUGGCACCCCAUGGGCCCGUCUUGUUCGGGGUGCCUCUGUGGGGGCUCUCCCACGCUGACACCCCCAGGGGGGACGGAGGGA